Molecule: messenger RNA, 711 nt
Organism: Aegilops tauschii subsp. strangulata
Lineage: Eukaryota; Viridiplantae; Streptophyta; Magnoliopsida; Poales; Poaceae
Biological process (GO): nucleobase-containing compound metabolic process
Cellular component (GO): nucleus; cytoplasm
Molecular function (GO): 3'-5' exonuclease activity; nucleic acid binding
Source: RefSeq, a predicted model, not a curated record
AUGGCAAUCACGUACCAUGCACCGCGUCAAUCAGGCGAUCAACCAGUGGCACCCCGUGGCUCAAGGGUGGCCGCGGACAUUGUCAUGGACGACGGCACCGUGAUCCGGACCACCGUUACGUCGUCCGCCUGUGAUGUCUUGCUCUUUCUCCGGGAGCUCCAGGAACUAUUCUGCAAAGAGAUCCAUGACCACAAUUGCCUCAACAAGGUCCAAGAGCACCACCAUUGCCUCAUCGUCGGCCUCGAUACGGAGUGGCACCAAAUCUCCGUGACCGGCGGGAAGCCCCGGUACCAGAUCGCCGUCCUCCAGCUCUGCGUCGGCGACCGCUGCCUUGUCUACCAGAUUUUCCACGCCGACUACAUCCCUGCCGAGCUCGCGGCCUUCCUCGCCAACCCUGACUUCUGCUUCGUCGCCGUCGGCGUGGGUGGCGACGUCAAGCGGCUGCACGACGACUGUAACCUUGAGGUGGCCCACACGAUGGACCUGCCUCAGGUCGCGGCGGUUGUGCUCGGCCGGCCAGAGCUCCGGCAGGCAGGGCUCAAGACCCUAGCGCGAGAGGUGAUGAACACUCUCAUCGAGAAGCCGAAGAAGGUGAUAAUGAGCAAGUGGGCCGCGCCGCACCUGUCAAGGGAGCAGAUCCGGUACGCCUGCAUCGACGCCUUCGUGUCCUUCGACGUUGGCCGCCGGCUACUCUGCGAACCCCGUGUUUAG